This is a messenger RNA of Zingiber officinale, 1844 nucleotides long. Its product is annotated as probable glycerol-3-phosphate acyltransferase 3. The record is from RefSeq and is a predicted model, not a curated record. Bases 100 to 1764 code for a protein of 554 amino acids. Gene Ontology annotation, cellular component: membrane. Lineage: Eukaryota; Viridiplantae; Streptophyta; Magnoliopsida; Zingiberales; Zingiberaceae. Gene Ontology annotation, biological process: cutin biosynthetic process. Gene Ontology annotation, molecular function: glycerol-3-phosphate 2-O-acyltransferase activity; phosphatase activity. The transcript has 2 exons.
AUUUGAAUUUGCUUGCACAUUUUCUCUUCAAUUCUUCCUUGUUCCAACAACAUAAAAUGGAGAGUACAGCAGCAGAGAGAAGCUAGAAUUGUUGUCGAUAUGGCUUCCAAAACCUUCCUCUCCAAGCUCUUCCUCUCCUUCUACCGCUCCCUUCGCUCCAACUGGCCAUUGCUAUCGCUUCAUCGGUCGUCCACUAAAGACCACCACCGACAACAACAACAACAACUCAAGCCUCAGCUCUCCUACUCGAUCGGUGGCAAAUCUUUGAUGGUGGUGGACGUCGAGGGCGGCCUCCUUCGGUCCUCCUCCACCUUCUGCUACUUCAUGCUCGUCGCCCUUGAAGCCGGCUCCAUCCCCAGAGGCCUGCUCCUCCUGCUCCUCUAUCCUCUCCUCUGCUGCCUCACGCGAGAAGCCGCCAUUCAGGUUAAGGCCGAUCGAUCGAGUCCUCAAUUCAAUAUUGCGCUCUUGCCAUACGUAAAACGAAUAACAGCUAGCGAUCUCCCGCUCGAUCGGCGCACGCAGGUCAUGGCGCUGGUCUCCUUCGUGGGGAUCAAGGAGGAUAAAUUUCGGGCAGGGCGAGCGGUUCUGCCCAAGUUUUUCCUGGAAGAGAUGCGAUCGGAGUGGUCGGAGGUGCUAGACGAGGCGAAGCUCAAGGUCAUGUGUGUCAGCCAGAUGCCGAGAGUAAUGAUAGAAGGCUUCCUCAAGGAGUAUCUGGAGGUGGAGACGGUGGUGGCUAGGGAACUCAAGGUAUUUGCCGGGUAUUAUACCGGCUUCAUGGAGGAGGAGGAAGGAGCUGGCUACCAAGACGGAGUCUCGCUGUCGGAGAAGAUGAUCAUGGCAGCUCCUCACCAUCUUCUUUCUCAAUGCAAGCUGGUGAGAGGAGCAGAGAAGAGGAAGUGGCGUCCCGUGCCGCCGCCAAGAGUCGCCGCCGCGGCGUUCCCCAACCCUCUCGUUUUCCACGAUGGCCGCAUGGCCUUCCUCCCCACCCCCGCUGCGACGCUUGCGAUGUUCCUCUGGCUCCCCUUCGCCCUCCCGCUCCUCCUCCUCCGCUUCCUCAUCUUCCUCUGCCUCCCAUACUGCAUCUCCGUCCCCCUUGGCGCCGCCACCGGCAUGAUCAACCGCCUCGGCCGGCCUCCCUCCGCAGGGUCCUCCGGGGGAGGCCGCCUCUACGUCUGCAACCACCGCACGCUCCUCGACCCCAUCUACGUCUCCGGCACCCUCAACCGCGCCGUCGUCGCCGUCACCUACAGCGUCAGCCCGGUGUCGGAGGCGCUGUCGCCAAUCAAGACGGCGCGGCUGGCGCGAGACAAGGAGGAGGACCGCCGGCGGAUGGGGCGGAUUCUCGGGCGGGGCGACGAUCUGGUGGUGUGCCCCGAGGGGACCACCUGCCGCGAGCCCUACCUACUCCGCUUCAGCCCUCUCUUCGCGGAGCUGGCGGAGGAGGUGGUCCCCGUCGCGCUCGAGGCCUGGGUCACCAUGUUCUACGGCACCACAGCCAGCGGGUUCAAGUGCCUCGACCCGUUCUACUUCCUGGCCAACCCGUGGCCGCAGUACGAGGUGGAGUUCCUGCCGGCGGUGGCGACGGGGGCGAUGGUGAGGGAGGGAAGGAGCAGCUGCGAGGUGGCCAACCUCGUGCAGGGCCAGAUCGGGGCGGCGCUGGGAUUCCGGUGCACCGCCCUCACCAGGAAGGACAAGUACAUGAUGCUCGCGGGGAACGAAGGGGUCGCGGUGCAGCAGCAGAAAAACAAGCUGCAGCGAUCGUAAGCCGCCGGAUGAUAUUAUGGAAGAUAAUAAAUUUGUUGAUUGCUCAAAUAAAUCUGUUGGAUGAUACCGAUAGAUAAAAA